AAAACACUCAACUGGUAUAAUAAAAGCUGGCAUAAACUCAAUUACUAUAAUAACAAUCUCUAUAGUUAUGCCAAUGACAGAUCAAACAUUAAGAGGUAGACAAAUUGUUAGUCUUGAGCGUAUGCUCCAUUUAAAUAAAGAUGGAUCAGCUGAUUUAACUCUAGCUUCUAAAAAUGAAGAAAUUAUUUGGAAAGUUUUAAUCUUAGAUUCUAAAUCAAGAGCCGUAUUAUCAUCAGUAUUAAGAGUUAAUGACCUUUUAAGAUGUGGAAUUACGGUUCAUUCAUUAAUUGGUUCUAAACGUACUGCUUUACUGGAUGUUCCAGCCAUUUAUUUCAUAGAACCAACCAUUGAUAAUAUAGUACAAGUUAUUGAAGAUCUUGAUCAAGAUAAAUAUGAAAGUUUUUAUAUUAAUUUUACAUCAUCAAUUAAUCGAGAAUUAUUAGAAGAUUUUGCUAAAAAGGUAUCACUUUCUGGUAAAUCAUCUAAAAUAAAGCAAGUAUUUGAUCAAUAUUUAGAUUUUAUUGUUACUGAACCAAAUUUAUUUUCAUUAGAUAUACCUAAUACUUUUACUCAAUUUAAUAGAGUCGAUACUAAUGAAGAUACUAUUCAACAUAUAUCUCAUCAAAUAGCAGAUGGAUUAUUAUCAGCUAUUAUAACUUUAAAUAAUGUUCCAGUAAUUAGAGCUCAACAAGGUGGACCUGCUGAAUUUGUAGCUAGACAAUUAGAUUCAAAAUUAAGAGAUUAUAUAAGUAAUUCUCGGAAUUUAAAUACUCAAUCAAUUCAACAAAGACCAGUAUUAAUUCUUUUGGAUCGUAAUAUUGAUUUAGCAUCAAUGUUUGCUCAUUCUUGGAUUUAUCAAUGUAUGGUAAGUGAUGUAUUUAAACUUCAAAGAAAUACUAUUAAAAUUCAUAAAUAUAAUGGUCAAGAACAAACAUCUAAAAAUUAUGAUGUUGAUCCAAAGGAUUUCUUUUGGAAUAAAUAUGGUCAAUUACCUUUCCCAGAUGUAGUUGAAAGUGCUGAUAUUGAAUUAAAUACUUAUAAAAAUGAUGCUAAAGAAAUUACAAAUAAAACAGGUAUAACAUCACUUAGUGAUAUUGAUCCAAAUGCUGCUAAUGAUACUGCCAAUAUUCAACAAGCUGUUGAAAAAUUACCAGAAUUAACUGCUAGAAAAGCUACAUUAGAUAUGCAUAUGGAUAUAUUGGCAGCUUUAAUUAAUGAAUUACAAGCAAAGAAUUUAGAUAAAUUCUUUGAAAUUGAACAAAAUUCUUAUGAUCCAAAAAUUCAAAAGGAAUUUCUUGAAUUACUUGUAACUCAAGCUGAAAGAGAUAAUUCUCUUGAUAAAUUAAGAACUCUCUUAAUUUUAACUUUAUUAGUUGAUUUACCUCAAGAUUUUUCAGUAAAGGCUAAACAAAUAUUCAGUGAAAAAUAUCCAGAAGUUGAUCUUAAUUCUUUAAAUUAUAUUUUAAAAUUUAAAGAAAUUACUAAAUUAAGUAAUAUAUCUUCAUUAAAUGAUACUUCAAUUAAUUCUAAUUAUAAUAAUUCAAGAAAUACUAAUUCAACUGCUUUAUUAAGUGGUUUAUCAUCAAAAUUAUAUGGAUUAACUGAAGGUAAAAUUUCUGAAGGAUUAAGUUCAAUUGCUAGUAAAAUUAAAAAUUUUAUACCGGAGAAAAAGCAAUUACCAAUAACUAAUGUUGUUGAAGCUAUUAUGGAUCCUAAUAAUGCUUCAACUACUUCUGUACAAUUAACUGAUGAUUAUUUAUAUUUUGAUCCUAAAUCAAGAGGUGGACAUUCAAAACCUCCAAGAAGACAAUCUUAUCAAGAAUCUUUAGUAUUUGUUGUAGGAGGUGGGAAUUAUUUGGAAUAUCAAAACUUACAAGAAUGGGCAGGUAAUGAAGCUAAUAAAAAAGUCAUUUAUGGAAGUACUGAUAUAAUUGCUGCAACUGAUUUCUUACAAGAAUGUAAUGAAUUAGGUAAACGUUUUACAUAAUCAAUCAAUAUACAUACAUACAUACAUAUAUAUAUAUA
This is a messenger RNA of Scheffersomyces amazonensis, 2025 nucleotides long. Its product is annotated as syntaxin-binding protein. Lineage: Eukaryota; Fungi; Ascomycota; Pichiomycetes; Serinales; Debaryomycetaceae. The transcript has a single exon. The record is from RefSeq and is a predicted model, not a curated record. Gene Ontology annotation, cellular component: Golgi membrane; cytosol. Bases 68 to 1987 code for a protein of 639 amino acids. Gene Ontology annotation, molecular function: syntaxin binding. Gene Ontology annotation, biological process: endoplasmic reticulum to Golgi vesicle-mediated transport; intracellular protein transport.